Messenger RNA from Xiphophorus couchianus (Monterrey platyfish), 2399 nucleotides. RefSeq names its product inositol hexakisphosphate kinase 1-like. The transcript has 4 exons. Bases 154 to 429 code for a protein of 91 amino acids. Gene Ontology annotation, cellular component: cytoplasm; nucleus. Gene Ontology annotation, biological process: inositol phosphate biosynthetic process; phosphatidylinositol phosphate biosynthetic process. Gene Ontology annotation, molecular function: inositol hexakisphosphate kinase activity. NCBI's taxonomy places the organism in Eukaryota, Metazoa, Chordata, Actinopteri, Cyprinodontiformes, Poeciliidae. The record is from RefSeq and is a predicted model, not a curated record.
UUUCUUGGAAAACAUAAAAUUGUUAACUGCGGAUGGAUAUGGGGUUUCAAAAUCAAGCGUCUUUUCUUUAGCAGUCCGUUGGCGCGGAGUCUGCGGGUUGGCUGUCCUACGAAAGAAUCUGUGUACCAGCUGAGCACCGGCGUCUACCUGUGCAUGGACAAAUACUACGGGAGCGGCCUAUCGGUCGAAGGCUUCCACCAGGCGCUCCGCCAGUUCCUGGACAACGGGAAGGGCCUGAGGCGGGAUCUCUUUGAGCCGAUCAUAAAUAAUCUCCGCAGACUGAAGGUGGUGCUAGAGAGGCAGGAGUCCUACAGCUUCUACUCUUCCUCGCUGCUCAUCAUCUACGGGGGAAAGCCAACAGUGCGCCUGGUGUGCCUUAUAUAUGGACCAGUAUUGAGCCACAACAGUUCUCGCAACUACGGAGUCUGAAGGCACCCGGCCCUGGGCAGAGCGCCGCCCCUGCAGACAUUCACGCCGCUCCCUCUCCUCACUCAGACAUUUCCAGAGAAACGGACUUCAACCAGAACCAGGACUCGGACCUGGAGCCCCUGUCCUCUCAGGGACCCGGACAUUCGCCCGCCCCCCUUCCUGCCCAGCGUGACGGACUCCUGCCCCCUUUGUGCCCUGCCCCCCCGUCAAAAUGUCCCUCCCCACCGCUGCCUUAGCAGCCCCCUCUGGUGGACAUUCGAAUGAUUAAUUUUGCCCACUCCACCUACAGGGGUUUUCUCAACGACAAGGUGUUGCACAAAGGCCCGGACCUACCUGGCUUUGGCUACCUGUUCGGACUGGAGAACCUGAUCCAUAUUCAGAUGGAGCAUCCAUCAGAGCAUCCAGAACCAGGGGAAGGUCCCAUGACGGAGCCAGGGGUUUUGAGACAGGAAGCCGACGACAAACUCCCUUCAUAAACCGGCAAACCAAGGGGUGCUGUCCCACAUUUUUCCCACCAAAACCAACAUGGCAAGCUGAGAUCGCUGCCAAGUACACUUUUAUGGUGGAAAAAGCCUUACCCUUAUCCAGCAGGUCCUGCAGGAAAGUCAAAAUGGUAACUACAGAGCACUGAAUGGGUAUUUCAUGUGCUUCUGCACACCAUUUUUCAAAUAUGGCCCAUUUGCAGUCAUACAGAGACCUGGUGGCGGGGGCCCUCGCACUCUGGAUCGUCUCAAUAACAUUGUGUGGGAGACCUACAGAGUGUAAAUUGAACCACUCACAGGCCAGGCCCAUAGUGCCAGUCUUCCCCCCCUGCCUGAGACAACAGGUCCCGCUGCAGAGGUAGAGGCCAUGGUUCUCCCUGGAGAAGCUGGAUUAUCUCUGCCAACCAGUCCUUCGAUGGCCAGUGAGGUUCAAUGAGAAUCAUUGACAAACCUUCGGCUCGAACUCUGGCUAUCGUCGGCAGAAUGAGGGCUACAGGAAGGAAUGCAUACAGGAGAGCUCGGGGUCACUGGUGGGAGAGAGCAUCCGCCCCCAAAGGUGCUUCCCAGUCAUGAAGGGAGAAAAACGGAGGACACUGUCGGUUUUCCCGAGACGCAAAUAGGUCUAUUGAGGCCUGCCCGUAACGCAGCCAGAUCAUCCUGACUACCUCGGGGUGAAGUCUCCAUUCUGCAUACGGAGGGUUUCCCCUGGAGAGAAGGUCUGCUCCCCGGUUUAACACUCCUGGGAUAUGAGUGGCCCUUAGUGACAGAAAAUGAUUGCUGCUCCAAGUGACCAGCUUGUGGGCCAGCAUAUGAAGAUGAUGGGAUCUUAGACCCCCUUGUUGGUUUAUGUAUGCCACCACAGUUGUGUUGUCUGUCUGAACUAAUACGUGAUGACCCUUUAGGAAAAGGAGGAAAUGUUUCAGUGUCAGAACAGCCAGCAGUUCCAGAUAAUUUAUAUGGAACACACGCAUGUGUCUGUCCCAUGUCCUAUUCACUGAUUUCCCUUCGAAGAUCCCCCCGCAGCCUGACAGGGAGGCAUCUGUGGUCACCAUUUUUCUGCUCUGUAUAGUUCCCAUGGGAACACCCUGAGUUAGGAAGUGUACACUUCUCCAGGGACGUAGAGUUGCUUUGCAGGUGGCUGAGACCCUCACUCUGUGGGGCGCUGUAAGCCAACCAUCUGAGAGGCCACCCAACGUUGGACUCCCCUCAUAUGAAGGCGGCCUAGUGGGACAACGUCCAAAACUCAGGCCAUUAGACGCAGUAAUUGUCUGCACAGACGGGGAGACACAAAAUUUCCCUUGUGAAACAGGGACAUGCAGUUGAUAAGUAAUUUUACUCUGUCCUCUGUGAGUUUCGCUCUGACCUGGGCAAAGUCUAGAAACAGACCGAUAAAAGAGAUUCUUUGACAGGGAAAUGGGAUGAACUCACAAUCAUUCACUAGUGCAAAUAAAUACAUAAAUCUGCAUAAAUAUUUGCAAUCUUCAAAAA